Messenger RNA from Leptosomus discolor (cuckoo roller), 2218 nucleotides. NCBI's taxonomy places the organism in Eukaryota, Metazoa, Chordata, Aves, Leptosomiformes, Leptosomidae. The record is from RefSeq and is a predicted model, not a curated record.
CAGGUCCUUCCUUUCUGACUUUCAGUAGCAGAGAGAAACUAAAGACGUUGAAGAAAGACGCCUGUGGCCUCUUGCUUGGCAAUAACAAUGCUGCAGCAAUGAGAUUAUAGUGAGCCCUUCCUGUGUGGCCUCCAUGGGUCCCACUCAACUCAGCACACAGGAUCAUGGGAAGAGGGUGGCAAGUGUAUUUGAGAUGGAGGAGGAAGGGCUUUCGCUCUUCUCUGGCUCAGAGAACCCUCCUGAGCAUGCAGAAAAUCCCCCCCUGAAGCGGAAGAAGGGUCCAGCCCCUAAGAUGCUGGGAAAUGAAGUGUGCAGCGUGUGUGGGGACAAGGCCUCUGGCUUUCACUACAACGUGCUGAGCUGUGAAGGCUGCAAAGGCUUCUUCCGCCGCAGUGUCAUCAAGGGUGCACAGUACGUCUGCAAGAAUGGCGGCAAGUGUGAGAUGGACAUGUACAUGCGUCGCAAGUGUCAGGAGUGCCGGCUGCGCAAGUGCCAGGAGGCAGGCAUGCGGGAGCAGUAUGUUCUGUCUGAAGAACAGAUCCGACUGAAGAAGCUGAAGAAGCAAGAAGAUGAUCAGGCUCGGACGGUCGUGGUGCGUCCAAACCCUCCAAAUCCGCCAAGCCCUUCCCACAAACUGACGCCUGAACAGUUGAGCAUGAUCAAAAAGCUUGUGGCCGCUCAGCAGCAGUGCAACCAGCGCUCAUUCACAGACAGGCUCAAAGUGACGCCGUGGCCCCAAGUUCCUGACCCUAAUAACCGUGAAGCAAGGCAGCAGCGUUUUGCUCACUUUACAGAACUUGCAAUUAUCUCUGUGCAAGAGAUUGUGGACUUUGCCAAGCAACUACCUGGCUUCCUGGAGCUCACCAGGGAAGACCAGAUCGCUUUAUUGAAGACAUCUACCAUAGAGGUGAUGUUGUUGGAGACAUCUCGGCGCUACAAUCCAGAGAUUGAGAGCAUCACCUUUCUUAAGGACCUGAGCUAUAAUAGGGAUGACUUUGCCAAAGCAGGUCUGCAGUUUGAGUUUAUUAACCCCAUCUUUGAGUUCUCAAAGGGAAUGAAUGAGCUACAGCUCAAUGAUGCUGAAUAUGCACUUUUAAUCGCCAUCAACAUUUUCUCUGCAGACCGACCAAAUGUGCAGGACCAGUCCUUGGUGGAGAGGCUGCAGCACACCUAUGUGGAAGCCCUUCAUUCUUACAUUUGCAUCAAUAGACCAAAUGAUCGCCUGAUGUUUCCACGGAUGUUAAUGAAGCUGGUCAGUCUUCGGACACUAAGUAGUGUCCACUCUGAACAGGUGUUUGCUCUUCGGCUGCAGGACAAGAAACUCCCUCCCCUGCUCUCAGAAAUCUGGGAUGUGCAUGAGUGACUGCAUGCUCCCAGGGCACUGAUGUGCUGACAUAAUGCCAUCUCCCAGCCUUUGCUAAUGAGAAACCAGCCUCCCCUCUCCAAAGCACUGAACUCUGGGCUAGGCAGUGCAGGAAGUGACGAGCCUGGGGUUUCAAUGUUGUCAUGAAACUAUGCAGGAGGCAACUGGGGUAGAUCCAGAGGGAGGGGUUGGUUUCGAUGUAGUGCCCAUACCCCAAAGGAAUAACGUGAAACAUCUGAAAGCGGUAGAAAUGAAGACCUUCUCCCCACACACAUACACCUCUUUCUUCAGGAUCUUUCUCUUCUCUAAGCAUGUCCUGAGGGCUUGCCCAUUGAUCCUUUCCUGUUGUUGACUAUGGAAAUGAAUUUGCAGGAACUUGCCAGACCCUCUCUAUUGAGAGUAACCCAGCUCAAAAGGCUUCUGCAGGGUCCCCAGUGUAGCUGGAUCUGAGGAGCUCAGGGAAGUCAAUGUGGAUGUUCUAGGGGUUUCACUGGGUUUCUUAUAAAUAAAAUCUCUUGUAUGUGCUGCCAUUUACAAUGAUUCCAAGGGAAGUACCUAUUAUUUCUUUAUUAUGAGACUUCAUCUCUAGAGCUGCCCUUUCAUUCUGGCCCUCCUUUGGAAAAUAAUUCCUCUAAUGUGUGGUGCCCUCUGUCUAACAGGGACGUCCUCUGGGCAGGGAACAUUUGUACGUCAGAAAGAUGUCAGGCAUGAAGUAGUGGAUUUUCUUAAUGUAAUACAUUGCAGUUUUAUCUCAUGGUGAUUCUCAGCCAGUUCAAUUUACCUUUGAUUUGCUAACAGCUGGAAAAUUCUAGUUCAAAACAAAUCAGGGCAUAGAUUUUAUCUUUAGGGGCGGAA